CCUCUGCAAAGAAAGCAAAGAAGACCAAAGAACCGGAGGCUCCGAUUUUGUACGAAGACCCUCCGGACAAACUGACCAGUAAAGACGGACGCYAGGCCAACCUGAAGAUCACCUCAUGGAAUGUGGAUGGGCUGAGAGCAUGGGUCAAAAAGAAGGGCUUAGAUUGGGUGCGCGAGGAGGCUCCAGAUGUUUUGUGCCUUCAGGAAACAAAGUGCUCAGAAAAAGCUCUUCCUGCUGAGAUCACCUCGAUGCCUGAGUACCCCCAUAAGUACUGGGCUGUAUCAGAUGACAAGGAGGGGUACAGCGGUGUGGCCAUGUUGUGCAAAACUGAACCCAUUAAAGUGACAUAUGGAAUUGGAAAAGAGGAGCACGACAAGGAAGGCCGCGUCAUAACUGCCGAAUUCCCAAACUUCUACCUUGUGACGGCCUAUGUUCCAAACGCCAGCCGGGGCCUCGUCCGCUUGGAUUACCGCAAAACCUGGGACGUAGACUUCCGAGCUUACCUGAGCGAGCUCGACAUGCAGAAGCCUCUGGUGCUGUGCGGCGACCUCAACGUAGCCCACCAGGAGGUUGACCUGAAGAACCCCAAGGGCAAUAAGAAGAACGCGGGCUUCACCCCAGAGGAGCGCGAAGGCUUCAGCCAGCUGCUGGCGGCCGGUUUUGUUGACAGCUUCCGCGAGCUCUACCCCGAGCAGACCAACGCCUACACGUUCUGGACCUACAUGAUGAAUGCCCGCUCCAAGAACGUAGGCUGGAGGCUGGAUUAUUUCCUGCUGUCGUCCUCCCUUCUGCCCGGCCUAUGUGACAGUAAGAUCCGGAACAAGGCGAUGGGGAGCGACCACUGCCCCAUUACUCUGCACUUAGCUGUGUAGGUCAGCCUGUCCUGUAAUUCCAACUGGUCCCAAGCUGUCRCCCCGCCCCGGUCCUUGUAGUUCAGGUGUUUUUAGUCCUUCCUUUGAUUUUCAGAUAUAAUACUCCACGUUGUAGCUCAUGUCUAAAGCUUGUGACUCAAACAAUUUCUAAGCUGAUUUUCUAAAAGGAUUUUUCUGUUACUGAAAACUACUGCUGUCAAACUGUCCCAGUCUGUUUAAAAAAAAAAAAAGUUGUAGAACUUGCUUGCAAAUAAAAAUGGAUUUUUUUA
Austrofundulus limnaeus is the source of this 1141-nucleotide messenger RNA. It is a transcript of the gene apex1, whose product is annotated as APEX nuclease (multifunctional DNA repair enzyme) 1. Gene Ontology annotation, molecular function: phosphoric diester hydrolase activity; double-stranded DNA 3'-5' DNA exonuclease activity; DNA binding. Gene Ontology annotation, cellular component: nucleus. Gene Ontology annotation, biological process: base-excision repair. The record is from RefSeq and is a predicted model, not a curated record. NCBI's taxonomy places the organism in Eukaryota, Metazoa, Chordata, Actinopteri, Cyprinodontiformes, Rivulidae.